ACAGGAAGCUUAAGCAGAAAUACGAGUAGUUUGGCCGAAGAAGACGGCGAAAGGAAGUUUGUAAACUGCUGUUGUUUUGUUUUUUUUCAUUCGUAUUGUCAUAUAGUUUAGACAAAGAGAAAAAAAAGAGUCAGUAUGCCCGUUAUAUGUGCGGCAACGGGAUGCAACAAUAAGUUUGUCAAAGGGUCGGAAAUAAGAUUUUACAGGUUUCCUCUGAGCAAGCCUCAACUCGCCAGCAAAUGGGUGACAAGCCUUGGGAUGAAAAACUUCAUCCCAACUGCCAACACUUGCCUCUGUUCGGAGCACUUUAGGCCAGACUGCUUCAGAGACUACAAUGGCAAACAGUUUCUCCGAGAGGAUGCGGUGCCCACCAUAUUCACCCAAGGACAGGAUUCCUCAAAGAUUGAACUGCGUAAAAGAGGAGUAAUCCUAAAGGAGACAAAUGUCGCAAAUCAGAUGACGACACAGGCGGAUAGAGACAGAGCAAAAGAAGCUGCUCUUCGCAGAGACAAAAGAGGAGGAAUGAGGGGUGGACGAGGUGGCCGUGGAGCGAAACAGGUGUCAGACAGGCAGAAUGUUGGAGCCAAAAGCAAAGUGUACGACAACAAAGGCCGACUGCUCUCCAACGGCAAGGACUUGUGUGACUGUUUGGAUGUGGACUGCAUGGGCUGCUUCUACCCGUGCCCUGAAUGUGCAUCUCGCAAGUGCGGCGUCGAGUGCCGCUGUGACAGGAAGUGGCUUUACGAGCAGAUGGAAGUGGAAGGUGGCGAAAUCAUCCGGAACAAGUUUGCCAUUUAGUUUUCAGAUAUUCUUUUGUUUCUCUCUGAUUUCAUACCCAAGUCAGGCUGAUGGACCAUGCAAGACUGUGAUGCACUCUUUAAGAAAUAAUCCGCAAUAUUUAUCAAGUUUUACAAAGGUAACAGAGAAGAAAACACUUUUUUUUUCUUUAAAUAAAGAUUUUUUUUCUCAAUAUUUAAUGUCUGUGCUGUUGAUAUAGUGUAGCAUGCUUAAAUGUUAUUUUUUAAAAAAAGGACUUUCCUGUAGUGUUAUCAGCAGUUUGGUUUGUAAAUGGGGAAAACAUAUGGAGUGUAAUGUAUACAUUGUAUAGUUUGUAUAGAUGAUUGGAGCAUGAAGUCAGUAACAUAUUCAUCAGUGAAUGGGAUGGUGACUUAGUAUCAUCCAAAAGCUAACAGGGUUUUACAGUUAAUCAUAAAGUUAAGGUGACCAAUUUAUUAUAUAUUAAAACACUGCCUAAAUAAAUAAAAAAUAAAGGGAACACUCCGUCAUCUCCCAGGGCGUCUUGUCUUAAUACCUGUCGGGCACACAACAUUUCAUUUAAACAUUUCACUGUUACCAAAGCAGCAGAAACGAACAAUGGUUUAUGUUAUACUGUUCCCUAUAAUUGUUCCCUUAAUUUUCUUUUUCUUUUAGUGUGUAGUUUUAGUUUAUUUGUGAGGGAUGAGUACAGAAAAACAUUAAAGAUUUCAGUAUUUGGAAGUGUGCAGUGUAGAGGAUUACACAGUGACUUAACAAAUAAAAAGGCGCUGGUUCAAUUCCAGGACACAACUCUCCUUUUGGGUUGUGUCAGGGAGGGCUGCUGGUAUUAAAAACUGCUGAAUCAAGCAUGUGGAACUACCUGCUCUGGGCCCUUAUCGCCCUUAUCACAAGAGGUCUGCUGAAUGUAGCUCUGUGUGUGUGUAUGCAUUAUUAAAGAUUGCAAAGAUGACCUGCUGAGGUUCAACGCAGUGCUUUUGCAAUACAAUACUGCAAAUUUACCUGGAAUGUAAAUGUCCCUGUGUCUAAGUCACUGUCUGUUGUUCAGCCAUUUUUCAUAGCAUAUGUCUGAGGUAUAUUUAAAUAAAAAUUUCCAACACAA
Messenger RNA from Oreochromis niloticus (Nile tilapia), 1876 nucleotides. It is a transcript of the gene arl14ep, whose product is annotated as ADP-ribosylation factor-like 14 effector protein. The coding region runs from base 136 to 798 and encodes 220 amino acids. The transcript has 5 exons. NCBI's taxonomy places the organism in Eukaryota, Metazoa, Chordata, Actinopteri, Cichliformes, Cichlidae. The record is from RefSeq and is a predicted model, not a curated record. Gene Ontology annotation, cellular component: intracellular membrane-bounded organelle.